This is a messenger RNA of Seriola aureovittata, 1958 nucleotides long. Its product is annotated as heterogeneous nuclear ribonucleoprotein A0-like. The transcript is spliced from 2 exons. The record is from RefSeq and is a predicted model, not a curated record. Lineage: Eukaryota; Metazoa; Chordata; Actinopteri; Carangiformes; Carangidae. Gene Ontology annotation, molecular function: RNA binding. The coding region runs from base 265 to 1158 and encodes 297 amino acids.
UUAUCAGAUAGUGAGAUCAGCAACCACUCAGUAAUGCCCGACAUACAAGGCGACCCUAAGGCAAGACCAUAGGCACUAGCGCUGCUUUCUAAGCGUUAUUUUCAAAUGAUUCCACGAGAAAGAAUAGUGGACCGGAAGAGGUGGUGCCGAAUUUCAAGCUUCGCCUCCGGUAUAAAUGCAUCUGCGUUCUUCCCCCCGCCACCAUUUUGAGAUUAACAGACGACUGACUUUGUUGAGAGAUUAUCAUCUCACUGUUGUUCAAAAAUGACCGACCAGCUUUGCAAACUUUUCGUGGGUGGACUGAAUGUGGACACCGACGACGAUGGCCUGCGCAAGCAUUUCGAGCAGUACGGUACGCUUACCGACUGCGUUGUCGUCGUGAACAAGCAGUUGCAGCGGUCCCGCUGUUUCGGCUUUGUAACUUACUCCACACCAGAGGAGGCCGAUGCAGCAAUGGCGGCUAGGCCGCACACUGUCGACGGCAAUGCUGUCGAGGUGAAGCGGGCCGUGGCGAGAGAAGACGCUAACAAGCCAGAGGCACUCGCAAAGGUUAAGAAAAUAUUUGUCGGCGGCCUGAAAGACGACAUUGAAGAGGAACAUCUGACCGAAUACUUCUCCCAGUACGGUCAGAUCGAGAAGGCCGAAGUCAUCUCGGAGAAGGAGACCGGAAAGAAAAGGGGGUUCGGCUUUGUGUAUUUCACCGACCACGACGCAGCUGACAAGGCGGUCGUUGUGAAAUUCCACACUGUCAAUGGACACAAGGUUGAGGUUAAGAAAGCCCUGACCAAGCAGGAGAUGCAGGCGGCCAACAGAAGCGCUAUGGCGCCUCGGGGUAGACCAGGUAGAGGCAUGAGGGGAAAUCAAAAUGGCUACGGCGGCAGGGACUACGGCGGAAACUACAACUACGGAAAUGGCGGAGGCUACAACUGUGGCGGCUACGGAGGGUACGGCGGACCAUAUGGGGGCGGCUAUGGAGACCAGGGAAGUGGGUAUGGUGGUGGAAACGGCUACAACGAGUUUGGCAGCGGCUAUGGCCAGCAUUCGUCUGGUUAUGGCCCCAUGAAAGGGCCCUUCGGUGGUCAAAGGAGCGCUGCCCCAUACACCAGAGGCGGCGGCGGUGGUGGCUACCCAAGGGGGGGCUACGGCGGCGGCUACUAGAUGAGACUGUACAAUGGAAAGUCAACCACCCAUCCCCCUGCCACAAAUUACCUCCAGCCAGGAUUUGAACGACUAAACUCAAAUUCAGUUACGGGGCGUCUGCCGUGAAACCCAACCAUGGCAGAGAUACGGACAGAGACACCCCUAAUCAUAAUGAAGACCUCAAAAACCCAAACAGGUAGGAAGGUCACUUCCCAGAAAACCUGAUAAUAACGAGCAGCGAUUGUUGCCGUUCAACUAGGACACAUUAACAUGAAGAAUAAAACACACAGUGAUCCCUUUUAUGUUCCCACGCCGAUGGCGUGUGGUUGUCGUUUAGAGUUGAUUAUUUUUUUUAUUCGGUUCACCCGUUGUUUUGAAAAUUUCGAUGUAGGAUUGUUUUUCUGACAAGUUCUGAUUAUCCUAAUAUUUACAUUUUAAGCAAUUAGAUUUAGAUUUUGUUUUCUGGAGUAAAAUUAGUGUGAUUUUUCAAUGUAUGAGUUUGAGAAAGCAUGUUAUGUGGUUUUGGAUUUCAUAGCUAUGUUAUACUGAUAACUUCAAUUUGUAUAAUUAUUUACUUUGGUCAUUCAGCAAAGGCGGGAAAGUGACACUGCAGGAUCCAGUUUCCUUGUUUCCUUCCCUAUACUGUACUCAAACUCACGCAUAGAACUAGUUUCAACCCAAAUAUUGUUCAUUUUCCAUUUACCUGUAGCAAUAUCUAAUGUAUAUUGUAUACUUUCAUGUCUGGAGAACAAACCUACUGUUAAAACACUUUGGUAUGCUUAUGUAUGUUCAUUUUAAAUAAAACGUUAUACCACUUA